AUGUCUCCUCAGAAUUGGCCGCUGUGGAAGAGGAACACGAUUUUCUUUGUGGUCUGCCUUACAGCAUUUGCCGCCACCAAUACAAUCCUCGCAAAUGCUGCCGGACUUGUGAUUCAAGCUCAAGAGUACCAGAAGAGUGCUCAGGACCUUAGCUACACCUUAAGCGCCACACUGGCUGGAGCUGCCAUCGGCCCGUUCGUCUGGCAACCGUUUGCUCGAAGAUUUGGCAAGGCGUCGACAAUCUUCACAGCGAGCAAUCUUCUCUGGAUCUUCAAUAUUUGGGCAGCCGUAUGCAGAGGCAAGUAUUCAUACGGUUCCUUUAUUGGAGCUCGUACAAUGUCUGGCUUUGCGAGUAGUGCAGCUGCGUAUGUUGGUGGCCCAAUUAUUCUCGAAUUAUAUCCGCUUCAUAAUAGAGGAAAGGCAUUUGGCAUCUGGAGCUUUAGUCUGAUUUUUGGCACCAUCUUUGGCCCCGCCAUGUCAGGAUACAUUGUAUACUAUGUUCCAUGGCCCGUGCAAUUCUGGUACAACGUUGGUCUUAACGUGUUCAUUGUCAUCUUGAUGCUCAUUGUGUUUGAGGAGACCGGAGUCUCCGCGACGGGUUCAUACGUUUGCCUGAAGAACGAGUCAUGGUUUACGCGAAGGCACUAUUUGAUCCCUGGAUUGACAGCCAGCCGUUACAAGUAUGGAGCGAGGGACUUGGUUCGGACUUUAACGGUUCCGUGGUUGAUUCUUAUUUGUCCCCAUGCACUUAUUGCUAGCUUCGGACUUUUCGUAUAUUUUGGCUUUGCCGCCGGUAUUACCAAUGUCCUUGCGGUCUUUCUCCAGACGCCGGUCUCUCUCGGAGGAUAUGGUCUCAACGCCAUAGAAAACUCAAAUUUCCUCUUCUCCCAAUGGGUUGGAACACUCCUGGCCCUCGUCUACAGUGCACUCUUGGGCGACCGUCUCCCUCUCUGGCUGUACAAGCGCAACGGUGGCAUAUGGAAGCCUGAGUACCGGCUGAUCUCCCUCCUCUUGCCUUGCCUGGUCCUCUUCCCGAUCGGCUACGUCGUGAUGGGCGUCUCCCUCGCCCGCCACUACAACCGCGCCAUCCUGGGCCUUGCAGCCUGUUUCCUCGCCGGCGCAACCGUACUCGUUAUAGGCUCCCUCGUCGCGUACCUGAACGAGACAUUCCUCCGGUACCGAUCCGAGGCAAACGUCACGGCAAACCUCACCCGUCUAGCCCUAGGCAUUGCGAUUCCAUUCUUCGUGUUUCCGUGGGAGGAAGAGGUCGGGUUGGAAUGGAUGUUUGGAAUGAUUGGGAUUUUCCAGUGGGUCUGUUUCGUGCCCUUGUUGGUUCUGUACUUCAAGGGGGAGACGAUUCGAAAGUGGGCGCUGUCCUCUGUGGCAGAUGUUGCGGACGAGGAAGAGGGGGAGAUCAUGGUCAGUGGAGGGCAUUAG
Talaromyces proteolyticus is the source of this 1437-nucleotide messenger RNA. Its product is annotated as major facilitator superfamily domain-containing protein. Lineage: Eukaryota; Fungi; Ascomycota; Eurotiomycetes; Eurotiales; Trichocomaceae. Gene Ontology annotation, molecular function: transmembrane transporter activity. Gene Ontology annotation, biological process: transmembrane transport. The transcript is spliced from 7 exons. The record is from RefSeq and is a predicted model, not a curated record. The coding region runs from base 1 to 1437 and encodes 478 amino acids.